AAUUCGAUACGGCAUAACUUAUCUCUAAAUAAGUGCUUCGUGAAACACCCGAGGUCUAAAGACGAACCGGGAAAGGGAGGAUUUUGGAAAUUGGACCUAGAAAGGUUGGAGGAGUCUAGGAGGUCAAAAAGGCGGUCUAGUCUGACAGUUAGGGCACCCAGGAACCGGCACCCCGAAGAGAAAGUUUCUAAACCGCCUAGAAAAACCAAAAGGUACCGACCCUCGCAAAAUACGGGCGAAAGGAAGCACAACAUCCUGUCCAACAUCUCCAUAUGCGGGGAGACCGACAUCGAGAACUUCGAAGAGACCAAGAAGAAGGACACCCCGAAGGAAAAGCCUGUCGAGAAAGCCACCGAGGAACCUGACGAGAAAAAGGAGGAUUUUAUCCCUGCUUCGAUGCCAAACCAGUCCGUCAUAACUGAACCCGUCAACCAAAUAUUGGGGGAAGACGAACUUACGGGUCUGCUUCUUGCAACCAACGGCUGGGACGAGUGUCAGUUGGAGUUGUUGGAUUCUCUGUUGGAUUCGUUGUAACAUAGGGCGAUUUGAG
Molecule: messenger RNA, 550 nt
Organism: Anoplophora glabripennis (Asian longhorned beetle)
Lineage: Eukaryota; Metazoa; Arthropoda; Insecta; Coleoptera; Cerambycidae
Product: forkhead box protein J1-A-like
Exons: 2
Biological process (GO): regulation of transcription by RNA polymerase II
Molecular function (GO): RNA polymerase II cis-regulatory region sequence-specific DNA binding; DNA-binding transcription factor activity, RNA polymerase II-specific
Source: RefSeq, a predicted model, not a curated record